This is a messenger RNA of Mangifera indica (mango), 1901 nucleotides long. RefSeq names its product endoglucanase 24-like. The coding region runs from base 143 to 1663 and encodes 506 amino acids. Lineage: Eukaryota; Viridiplantae; Streptophyta; Magnoliopsida; Sapindales; Anacardiaceae. The transcript has 4 exons. Gene Ontology annotation, biological process: carbohydrate metabolic process. The record is from RefSeq and is a predicted model, not a curated record. Gene Ontology annotation, molecular function: hydrolase activity, hydrolyzing O-glycosyl compounds.
UAAUUUUCCUUCCGUUUACAAGAGAGGCAUUAAUCAUGGUUGAUUCCAGACUUUGACAAUGCCCACGUAUACAUAAAACGACAUAAACUGGACUCACAAUAGCUCCAUUAACCCACCACCAUCCCUUGUCAAAACCAGCACCAUGAAACUCUCUUUCAUCCCUUCCUCUCCUCUGCAACAACUCACAUUGACUCUCCUCACUUUCACCACUUUUAUCAACUUACCCUUUUCUCCUUCCUCCGGCCACGACUACCGAGACGCAUUAUCCAAGUCAAUCUUAUUCUUCGAAGGCCAAAGGUCAGGCUACUUGCCGCAAGACCAACGCAUAACUUGGCGUUCGAACUCGGGCCUCAGCGACGGCUGGACCUUUAACACGAGUUUGGUUGGUGGGUACUACGACGCCGGUGAUAAUGUGAAGUUUAAUUUCCCCAUGGCUUUCACCACCACUCUUUUAUCCUGGAGCGUCAUCGAAUUCGGUGACUCAAUGCCGCCAGAUGAACUCAGAAACGCUCUGGUUGCCGUCCGUUGGGCCACUGAUUAUUUACUCAAGACUGUUUCUGAGCCUAACCGGAUUUUUGUACAGGUGGGUGAUCCAAAUAUAGAUCAUAACUGCUGGGAGAGACCUGAGGACAUGGACACUGCAAGGACUGUGUAUGCUGUUGAUGCACCAAACCCAGCUUCUGAUGUUGCUGGUGAGACUGCAGCUGCUUUUGCUGCUUCAUCCAUGGCAUUCCGGUCGUUGGACCCGGGAUAUGCAGAGACAUUACUGAGAGCUGCAGUGAGCGCCUUUCAAUUUGCAGACACCUAUAGAGGAGCUUAUAGUGAUAACUCCUAUAUCAAAGAGGGUGCUUGCCCAUUCUAUUGUGACUUUGAUGGAUAUCAAGUAAGUAAUGAUGAACUGCUAUGGGGUGCAGCUUGGUUAAGGAGGGCAUCUCAAGAAGAUUCGUACCUUUAUUACAUUGAAGCCAAUGGUGAAACACUUGGUGCUGACGAAAAUAUAAAUGAAUUUGGGUGGGACAACAAGCAUGCUGGUAUAAAUGUUCUAGUCUCUAAGGAAGUCUUAGAAGGAAACAUGUACUCACUACAAUCAUAUAAAGCAUCUGCUGAUAGCUUCAUGUGUACAUUAAUCCCAGAGUCAUCAGGAUCCCACAUAGAAUACACUCCUGGUGGCCUAAUUUACAAGCCUGGAGGCAGCAACCUGCAACAUGCCACAAUCAUUUCAUUUCUGCUUCUGGUUUAUGCAAAAUACCUAGCUGAAACUUCACAAGCUGUCAAUUGUGGUAAUGUAUAUGUUACUCCCUCUUGGCUUCGCGAACAAGCUAAAAAACAGGUUGAUUACAUUUUAGGAGACAACCCUAUGGGAUUAUCAUACAUGGUUGGUUAUGGAAACUAUUAUCCACUACGCAUUCACCACCGUGGUUCAUCAUUACCAUCGAUUAAGGACCACCCUCAAUUCAUUGCCUGCAAGGAGGGUUCAAUUUAUUUUAACUCGACAAAUCCGAAUCCUAAUGUGUUGGUUGGAGCUGUGGUUGGAGGGCCUGGAGAAGAUGAUGAGUAUGAGGAUGACAGAGCUGAUUUCAGGAAGUCGGAACCAACAACUUAUAUUAAUGCACCAUUUGUUGGUGUACUUGCUUAUUUUGCUGCUAAUCCUUCUCCCAGUUAGCAGGAAAUAGACUCAGUUUGUGCAUAAUUUUGCAGUUAUUUCAGCCAUUUGAAAGUAGGAAAAAGUGGUCUCUCAUCUUGGAUGAAAGAAACCAAGAGGGAAGAGGCUUGUUUAGUUGCUCAAGUUUUAGAGAUUUACAAGAAUUCCUUGUCUACUAAGGGACGAGGCCUGCCAAUCAGUGUAAAAUCUUGUAUGAUUUCAUUUAAAGAUGAAUUCAAGUCAAACCAAAUUUGAACAA